AUGUCCCCCACCCCGAAUCCCUACGUCGCAACGCAGCUGCGGCAGCUUAUUUACUACCACCUCGACAAUGACUUCGUGCAAAACGCACUGUUCCUCGCUGGCCGUCUACACGGGCAAGAACCGCGCAGCCCGGACGCCGCCCACCUGCUUGCCCUUUGCAAUCUCCGCCUUGGCCGCUUGAAGGCCGCCUACGAUUACAGCCGCGAGAAAGGCUUCCGAGGACACCAUCUAGGCUGCGCUUAUGUCUUUGCGCAAGCUUGCUUGGGCUUGGGGCGCUACCCUGAAGGCAUAACAGCGCUGGACCGCGCGCGAGGUCAAUGGGGAGGCCGGAACCACUGGAAUAAGCAUUCCGAGACGGCGAGGCGCCAUCUGCCGGAUGCUGCGGCUGUGAAUUGCCUUCUAGGAAAACUAUGGCGAGCUCACGGGGAUGUCAACAAGGCAAUUGCAUGCUAUGCUGAAGCCCUUAAGCUUAAUCCUUUCAUGUGGGAUGCGUUCCUCGACCUCUGCGAGACUGGUGCCGUUGUCCGCCCCUCCAACGUUUUCAAAAUGACCCCGGAAAUGUCAGCAUUAUUAUCAGCAUCAACCGCUUUCCCCGACUCCCCUCCCGCGAACGCCUCUUCAAAUGGAAUCUUCACCCCUUCCCAGGAUCUUUUCAACCCCGGCCGGACAGAGAACGGCCAACGAAAUGGAGGCGGAUUGUUUGCAAGAUUUAUUGCGGCAAAUGGGAACGGCCAGCAAGUCCUUGACGUGGAAACGCCGGUUGGUAAUGGUGGAGGAGCCCAUGAUGAAGACGUCAUGAUGGGCGAAGCAGGCGGAGCACCAAUGAGCCGGCGUGAAACGCCCUGGGUGCUUGCUCAGAUGGGCCGUGCACAAUACGAGCAGGCAAGGUACAGCGAGGCCGCAGACCUUUUUGAGAAAGUCAAGCGGAUCGCACCUUCGCGGAUGGAAGAUAUGGAAGUCUACUCGACUGUUCUAUGGCACCUUAAGGGAGAGACCGACCUUGCUUAUCUGGCACACGAGCUCAUUGAAACAGACCGACUCUCCCCACAGGCAUGGUGCGCGAUUGGGAAUUCCUUCUCCCUUCAGCGUGAGCACGACCAAGCAGUCAAGUGCUUCCGGCGUGCCACGCAGCUUGACCCGAAGUUCGCGUACGCCUUCACGCUGCAAGGUCACGAGCACGUGGCAAACGAGGAGUUCGACAAAGCGCUUCUGGCCUACCGAAGCGCUAUAGCCGCGGACAGCCGGCACUACAACGGCUGGUACGGACUUGGGCGGGUGUACGAAAAAAUGGGCAAAUUCGAAGUUGCUGAAAAGCAUUACAAGAACGCUCAUCACAUCAACCCGAGAAACCCGGUUCUGCUGGUGUGCAUUGGCGUUGUCCUGGAGAGAAUGCGGAAGCCGCAGGCAGCGUUGCUGCAAUAUAACGAGGCGUGCCGACUGGAUCCACGGAGCGCUUUGGCACGGUUCAAGAAGGCGAGAGUGCUGAUGAAUUUGAGGAAGACCAGAAUGGCACUCGAGGAGUUGGAGAUUCUGAAGGACUUGGCGCCUGAUGAGGCUAACGUGCAUUUCAUGCUUGGCAAGCUGUACAAGAUGAUGAGAGACAAGACGAGCGCGAUCAGGCACUUUACCAUUGCGCUCAACUUGGACCCGAAGGCUGCGCAGUACAUCAAGGAAGCGAUGGAGUCGCUGGAAGAUGACGAAGAUGACGAGUACGACGACGAUGACGACGGGGCUUGA
Messenger RNA from Lasiodiplodia theobromae, 1737 nucleotides. Its product is annotated as Tetratricopeptide TPR-1. Gene Ontology annotation, biological process: cell division. Gene Ontology annotation, molecular function: protein binding. The record is from RefSeq and is a predicted model, not a curated record. The transcript has 5 exons. Bases 1 to 1737 code for a protein of 578 amino acids. Lineage: Eukaryota; Fungi; Ascomycota; Dothideomycetes; Botryosphaeriales; Botryosphaeriaceae.